GAAACAUCAAACAAGAACAUGAUGGCGAAUUUGGAGAGGAAGGAAUUUUUUUACAGGUCGAACGUUUACUGAAUACGCAAGAAGCAUCAGAACGCCGUAAUAUCGUCGUAUCUUAUAGCAGGCUCCGUGCUCAUAGUACAGAGCAAGUGUCUGCUUCUCCAUGAUCCGGAGUCAUGGGUCUCAUAGAUCUUUCAGGUUCACAACGUCCGUGCUUUGCUUCAGGUUGAGUCCUGCUUCAUCUCCGACAGAGAAGCCCCUGUACAACAGAAGCCCUGUUCAGAUUUUAUCAGGUUCUGUACACGAUUCAAAGAUGACAUUGCAGGUGAUGAUCAUGGAGAGCAAUGCGGCUACACUUGGAGAAGUUUCGACUGGUAAUUUGCCACAAUAUGUUGAACUGGUAGGAAAGUUUGGAUUGCCCUUGCCACGGGCAUCGGAUUCGAAAUCUGCACUGUGUUCCUAUCAGAUCAAAUAACUUCCGACACGCAGUGGUUGUUUUUCUUGUUUCACAAGUGCAUGAUUACGAUCAGGGGUUGACUCAGAUCUUCGCGUGACUAACAUCCCGAUCCUGUUGAGACCCCUGUUUUUCGUACUUAACGUCAUUCCGAAGGUAAAAUUCCCUCUUCAAGAGUGGUCGCUUCUGCGGAAGGCGCCGUCAUUGCCCCUUUUGCACCAAACAGCGUCUGAUUCUGAGUUUUGGUAUGAGCGUAUGAUUUUUGAAGCUUUGAGCCCGCGGCGAGAUAUGGUCAGAGAGCUGACCUCCCUCCAGUCCUCAGGACAAGUAUUCCAGACAGUACUAGUUCAGAAUUUUAGAAGACAGCCUCAGCAUUGUCAAGGAAUACUGCUGGUACGAGCAAGCUAGCCUCCCAAGUCGAAACAGGCUAAAAGGAUAUAUUGUGAUGCUAUGGGGGCGAGACCCAUGUUACACGUUUGCUUUCAUCGACGUACUACUUGAUCGGAUCUUGCCAUCAAUUUCGUUCUUUUUAAUGUCUACUAAUGCAAAAAGCGUUAAAAGGGUCUAUAUCCUACACUUUGAGGAUAUGGAGAUUUCACAGAUCAUAAGCAGACUUCAAAC
Marchantia polymorpha subsp. ruderalis is the source of this 1072-nucleotide messenger RNA. The record is from the annotation of a GenBank genome assembly. Lineage: Eukaryota; Viridiplantae; Streptophyta; Marchantiopsida; Marchantiales; Marchantiaceae.